Messenger RNA from Lytechinus variegatus (green sea urchin), 1588 nucleotides. RefSeq lists its product as uncharacterized. The transcript has 3 exons. The coding region runs from base 210 to 758 and encodes 182 amino acids. The record is from RefSeq and is a predicted model, not a curated record. NCBI's taxonomy places the organism in Eukaryota, Metazoa, Echinodermata, Echinoidea, Temnopleuroida, Toxopneustidae.
UGUUAAAUAUUCAACACCAGCAUGGAAUAGAAAAAUAUUAACACCCUUGGUGUCAAUUUCAUGUCUAGUCGGCGAAUGAUAACACCAACGGUGUUAAAAUAUUCAAUUACAGGUUGAUGGUGUCAAAUUUGGUGUUAUAAAAUCGCACAUGCGCAUAAGCGAGAUAAAUGGAGGAAAAUCAUUGGACGAAAGUUGUCAUAUGAUCCGAUAUGCCUGCAUGCGCAUGCGCUGAAGCUGGACGCCAUAUCUUGCGAUCGAGAGCUAGCUGGAGCAAGGCAAUAGAAAUCCAUUGCCCGACUGACUUGAUUUUCAGGAGUAUUCUACAGUUUGGCCUAGAUACACAUCUUGAAGUGCAUGCAACCAUGCCGUUAAGCGUCAGGGUCUGCUCAGCGGAUCGAAGUAUUCGAAAAUACCUGCCUAUAGAUCCAGAAGACACAGUAGGAUUCUUUGAACUUAUCAAAAGAAAAUUCCACAUAAAGGAUGGUGAAGACCUUGUACUUGUGGAUGAACAAGAAGGAUUUGGUAUAGACGAUGAUGUACUAGGAGAUGUGGUGACAAGCCAUCCCUCAGUCAGCCUCAUGGUGCUAAAAGAAGAUGAAGAAUGGUCUGGUUCAGAUGUACAUAGCUUCACAAGUGCAGACAACAUCAACACCAGCUCCUCUUCCCUCAGUAGCUCAGAAUCUGAUUCAAGUUUUGGCAUCUGCAGAAAGAAACCACGAUUAGAUGCCCUCAGAUUGUGCAAGAGCAAAUUCAAGUAGAGGAUCUUUCUACUGAAUUCUUUGAUGCCAACUGGGUUAAAGUAAAUGGAACACGUUAUCAGUUGUCACUUCUGGUCUGCCAUGAUGUUAGCGAGCUUCCUCUGUUUGGUCAAAUAGAGCAUAUCAUUGUACACAACAGCAAUGUAUUUUUUGUACUUGUCCAAUUAGAUACAGUGUAUUACAAUUCACACUAUCAUUCAUACGCAGUAGAAUUCAUUUUUCCACGUCGUCAUGUAGUGAAGAAUCAAAAGGAACUUGUUGACUACAAACCACUAGAUUUGAUGACAACUUUGUCAAAGACAGACUCAAGGAAGUAUGUAGCACCAAGGCAUGUACUUUCUAAGUAAUUUAAAGCUUUCAAGCUAACGUCUGGCUUUGCUUAGUUGUAUCAAUUGGUUUUAAAAAUAAUCUUAAUCAAGAAUAUUAUGGACUCUUGUAAGCAUCUGUAAAUUGGUUAAUGCGAAACCAAAUUUAGUCAAAUAGCUGUUGUAUAUUUUCCCAUCUUUUUUUCUUACAGGAAAAACAAUUUUAUGAUGUUUGUGCAUGAAAGCCAGUGAAAUGAAAGUGCAUAGACUGAUUUUGUUGUUGUUGUUUAUACCCUGUUGGAAAAAGAGCAGUGAAUUAGUUGAUAGAGAAACAAAUAAUUUUUACUUUUUGUUAUUUUUUCCUGGAAAUUGGGAAUACAUGUUUGUAAACAGAAAGCUGUAAAGGAAUGUUCACCUUUAUUAGGUUGAAUGUAGAAUUUAUAGUGUUUUUUAAUGCUUUUUGAAACUUUUGUUCAACCCUUGACAAGUAGUGAAGGAAAUAACUUCUGAUAAAAUCCCCAUGAG